Messenger RNA from Penicillium angulare, 2385 nucleotides. Its product is annotated as Zn(II)2Cys6 transcription factor. The transcript is spliced from 2 exons. The record is from RefSeq and is a predicted model, not a curated record. NCBI's taxonomy places the organism in Eukaryota, Fungi, Ascomycota, Eurotiomycetes, Eurotiales, Aspergillaceae. Bases 1 to 2385 code for a protein of 794 amino acids. Gene Ontology annotation, biological process: regulation of DNA-templated transcription; DNA-templated transcription. Gene Ontology annotation, molecular function: zinc ion binding; DNA binding; DNA-binding transcription factor activity, RNA polymerase II-specific.
AUGAUUGAUGCUACAAUCGAUGUUCAAGGCGGGGAUCAUCUGUCUUCACCCCCGCCCUCCGGCCCGAUCAAGCGUCCGAGCGGCAACAGAAAUGGCCGACGAAACCAAGCUGCCUGCGACUUUUGUCAUACCCACAGAGUGAAAUGUGAUUCGGGAUCUGCAUUAUCAUGCUCGCGUUGCCUGCGCAAAGGAAUCCACUGCGUGUUCACGCGCCAGCGACGAAAAAGAGGUCGUAUGUCACGCCGCGAGCUUGCUGACAUGGAGGAGACUUGCCUCUCCAUCAGUGGUAAAGAGGCAAAACAAGCCGAGGCCGAAUUCAACCCCAUGUCACCACCAAGCUUGAGUCAUGCCACCUUGAGUCCAACUACAUCACCAUGGUCACCAGUAACAAACGAAGUGGAUAUGUUCUUGGAACUUUAUACUGAUUCUGGUCAGUCCAUGCCAGAUGAAUCUCAACCGUGGGAAGCAAAGAUGAUCCAUACCCCGGAGGAAGCGACAUCGCCUGUCUAUCCGACCGUGGAUUCGCCUGGGCUAAGUACAGAAAGCCUUGCUUCUCUGCCACCAUUACCAGAAAUAGGCGACCCCGUCGAGAUUGUAUUCCACAGUCCGAUUCAAGAGCCCGCAACAAUUUCAAUAUCAUCACCAACCAGCUACUUGAGCCCGGGAAAUCAAUCAAUCUCACGACCCGUCCUGAAAUACCCCAUCUUGAACAAGAUCUCCUCGUUGGUCGAGAGGCACCUUUCUCCUCAGGCGAUGUGCCAUCUGCUCGAAUCAUAUUUCACUUGCGCCUUUCCAAACCACAUUCAUGGCAUGUAUCGCCACAAUAAUGGCUGUAUCUUGCGCGAGAACUCCUUUCUGAGCCAUGAAUUCCGACCGACCGACCCUUCCCUUUUGACAAGUAUGCUUUGGAUUGCUGCAAUAGAUGACCGGGCCCUCUCUUUAUUCAAAUCAUCCUCGCAACAAAGCCGCGUGUGCCGCUUUCUCAGAAAUUUGACAAUGACCUUGUUACAAAUAUCGACGACUGCUCCACCAAACUCUCAAAGAAAUGCAGACUAUAGUCUGAUACAAUCAGAUGCUUCGUUGGAUCAUGUAAUUACUUAUAUACAUGUUGCCUGGAUCACCUAUAUGGAACAAAACGAGGCAAGUAGCCGAUGGUGGAAGGCGGGUCUGGCUUUAGCCCGACGCCUCAAAUUAAACCAGGAGACAAAGGAAAUCCCGAAUGCCGACAAUAUGACCAAGGAUUCUCAAGAAUACAAUGAUCAGAUCCAGCUAGAUGGACUAGACAACACGGAACCAUUUCACCAUGACAACACACAACCAGCUUUCGAUUGCAUACGCGAUAAAUACUAUAGAACGAAACAAUCCGUUAUGACAGAAGAGCACCGCGAAGAGCGAAGGCGAACAUGGUGGAUGCUAUAUAUCAUGGAUCGACAUUUCGCAUUUUCCCACAACCACCCGCCGAAUAUUCUCGAUGAAGAAUGUAGGAACUUAUUACUUCCACUCAAUGAAGAUUCAUGGCAGGCUGCACCCAUCAAGAGCAAUGACUUGCAUUCACAGGGCCUUCAAUCAUUCCAUACAGGGUCCCAAACAAAACGCCAGGCCUUUCCUGAUUAUAGUUGCCGUGGCUAUUCCAUUUUUGGAUUUCUUCUUCCGCUUACGACAAUCACGGGGCAAGUAAUGAGGCUUAGGUCUGUGUGUUCGCAGGGAAACGAAGAAUAUGAAGUUCAAGCGGCAGAAGUUAUAAGCCGUCUUGAGAUCUACCAGACCAGUUUGCCUACACCAAUGGUGGAUUUACCGUCUUUGACUGUUGACUGGAAAACCACCAACAAAGCUGUUAGCCUGCAACUAUCAAAGUACUCCUGGCGAGCUGGAAUAGUGGCCCUGUACGCGUCAUACUUUGUCCAAGUUCUCUAUAUACUCAUAGUGGGCAAAUGGGAUUGGUUAUUUCUAGUUGAAGAAAAGGAGUUCUGGACUUCUCCAGCCUUCUCAUCCACGAUAUCUCACACAUUGCAAGCAACUUCUUGGUUGAAAAAGAUUCUGGAAUUCGACCCAGACAUGAGCUUCAUGCCAUAUUUCUUCAACAUCCAGUUAUUGCACGGAAGUUUUCCGGUCCUUUUGAUUGUUGAGCGUCUGCAAAGGAUGUCCGGAGAAGACAUUCUGAAUGCAUGUGAGAUUAUUCUCCGAGCCACUGAAUCAUGCCUUGUCACAAGAAGCACGGAUCACCAAAGAAGUUUCCGACAAUUGAUGCGUGGCGCAGUUGCACAGGCUCGAGGCCGCCCUGUAAGUGCUAGCGAGAUUCAAAGACGUCGAAAAGCGGUAUUUGCACUAUACCUGUGGAUGCGACGGGCGCCGACGGGGUCAUCCAAGUCGACUGCUUCUUUUUAA